Molecule: messenger RNA, 1155 nt
Organism: Ornithodoros turicata
Lineage: Eukaryota; Metazoa; Arthropoda; Arachnida; Ixodida; Argasidae
Exons: 3
Coding region: 1-1155 (384 amino acids)
Source: RefSeq, a predicted model, not a curated record
AUGCAAAUCCUCGACUUGACUCCUGAACCUUUGUUUGCGAAGUUCCUCAUAGUCCACUCGGAAGAUGAGACCAAACCCAUGGCUAAGGUAUCCCCAUUCACUAUUGCAAGAGACUUAGAAAGGACAAUAGGGAAGUCUUAUAAUGCUCGAAAGCUGACCACAGGAGAUCUGCAAAUUGAAGUGACCACAAGGCAACAAAGCUCCGCUCUCCUUUCACUUGACAAAAUUGCCGAUAUAUCAGUCACUGUGACCACGCACCGAACACUUAACAUCGUGAAGGGUGUCAUCUCAGAGUCCCAACUCCUUGACUGCUCAGACACUGAGAUCGAGGAAGGGCUUAAAGACCAAGGCGUUGUGACAGCAAGGAGAAUUGUGAUGCGUCGGGAUGGCUUCCUCAGACCAUCAAAGCAGGCUAUCUUAAUUGCCAUGUACGUCCGUAUAUCCCGAAUCCGCGACGCUAUUUCAAGUGCCAGCGUUUUCGACAUGGGUCGCAGGUCUGUCGAGGACAGGCGAUCUGUCCAAAAUGUGCUGGCAUGGACCACUCUGCAGAAUCCUGUGCAAACGAAGUCCACUGUUCGUACUGCAAAGGGAGCCACCCUGUCUACUCCAGGUCCUGCCCCCGUUAAUGGCAUCCCGUGUCAGAGCCUAGAAGAGCAGGCUAACGUCCUUGGUCAACAUUUCUCUGACGUAUCGAGCUCCUCACAUUAUGAUAGAAACUUCCUGCAUAUUAAGGAGCAAGCCGAAAGGCAAACAAUUCCAAUUACGGGUGGUGACAACUACCAGUACAACCAGCCUUUUACCAUGGUAGAACUCCAACGAGUGCUGGCUUCAGUAAAAGUCAGCGCUCCUGGACCAGACCGCAUUGCAUAUCCAAUGCUUAGUCAUUUGUCCGAUGAUUCCAAAGAGGAUCUACUGAAGUUCUUCAACACGGUCUGGGACAAGGGACAGAUGCCAUCGGCAUGGAAAGUAGCCACAGUCAUUCCUUUUUUAAAGCCCGGGAAAGAUGCGUCCAGUCCAACAAGUUACCGACCUGUUGCAUUAACUAGCUGCCUCGGUAAAACAUUCGAAAGAAUGGUCAAUAACCGGCUGACGUACUAUCUAGAGGACAAUAACUACUUUAAUAACUACCAGUGUGGUUUUGGACCUGCACGUUAA